UGCAGUUAAUUAGCUAAAGAACAAAAGCAAAUAAAAAGAGAAGCAGUUUGUCUUUAUCAAUAGCUUGGUGCGGUAUUAGAUUGAAGAGAGCCCGUGUUUCAUCUAUUUCCGUAAGGACCUGAACCAUUCUUUCUAAGAGAUUCCUCGAAAUCCAAGCGUUUCAGAACAUCACAAGUGAGACGGCAAAGAUCAAAAUGUUCGAUAAUAUUGCAACUGGUUCCACAAUGUAAUAAACUGUAACGACCAGAUCUUGUUAUUGACUCCAGCGAUCACAUACAAAAGGAUCAAGUUAUGGUAUGUAUGAUGAUGAAACGUCGCUGAAGAACCAAGCGUCGCCGGCAGACAAUCCAGGCGAAUUCCUGAUAAUGUUUAACACGUGAAUGUGAUGUGUCAAGUCAAGUUGUUGUAAUAUCAGGCUUGUACAAUGUUUCCUUCAUGGGCUUUAAUACAAAACUUGGUGGACUAACCGAAAAAAAGGAUAAUUUGCGAGAGGUAACCCUUAACAAAAACCAGGGUUCCAUAUCUCUCUUUUUCUCUACGCUCCAAAGUUAGGUUACUCCUUCGGAUCUCAAACGACUGGGAGAUGAAAGUUGCAAGAUUGGGAAGUGAAGAGGUUCUGCAUCCAGAUAGGAUCAGUCACCUUCCUGACGAUUUGCUCUUAAGAAUCCUCUCACUGACUCCGGUAAGAACUGCAAUGUCCACAAGCUUAUUGUCUACACGAUGGAAAUAUGUGUGGAAGAUGAUGCCAGUGCUCGUGUAUGACGAAACAUGUCCUUACAUUGGUUCCCUUGGAUUUGACCAAUUUUGUGUCACGUCCUUGCCAUUACAUGAAGCUCUCAAAACCCUAAAUCUCAAACUUGGGAAGUACACCGAUUCCAUAGAUAAUCUGUUAUUCCCAAAUAUCCGUUCCAAUCUCCUAGAGAUGAAAAUCAAUUUGAAUUAUUAUUAUGGUUAUUACACUCCCAUCACAUUUCCCAAUAACCUCACGGUCUUUAAAACACUCCUUGUCUUGAAACUUCAAGGUAGGAUUAUUUUGGACGUUGUUGAUUCUCCUAUUUGUUUCCUUUCCCUGAAAAUUUUGCACCUCACAUGUGUGAAUUUCGGGUGCGAAGAAUCUUUCGCAAGACUUUUAUCGGCCUGUCCUGUUCUUGAAGAUCUAUUCCUCCAAAGACUUUGCAGUCGUGGUCGUUUUUUGUUCAACAUGUCAGUCCCUUCUCUACAGAGAUUAUCCAUUACUUCAGAACGUGCCUAUUAUAAUUCUGAUGAACCAAGACUCGAGAUAAACACUCCUUUUUUAAAUUACCUAAAGAUCUUCGAUCGCUGCGGUUAUUAUAACUUUCUUGAGGAUAUGCCUAAACUGGUGGAGGCAGAUGUAUCAGUUGAUAUGUCCAAAAAUGAAAAUCUUCUGAGAGUUCUUUCUUCCGUUGAGCAUCUUGUUAUAUGUUUGUAUCCUUCACUGGUUCUUGAUCUAAGGGAUAGUUUAAUCUUCAACCGGCUUCUUCAUCUUGAACUAGAAGUUUGCAACAGUUUUCGCUCUAAUCUACUUCUGAGUUUGCUGAAAUAUUUUCCUUAUUUACAAUCUCUCAAGCUAGGUCGCACAUAUCCCAAAGAUACCGAGAAUCAACAGUACUGUUUAGGCUCGGAACCGAGCCCUGUUCCUAAAUGGUUGAGCUUCCAUCUCGAGAUUCUUCAAUGGAGAGGCUAUGGAGGAACACUAGAUGAGAGAGAAGCCGCAGCUUACAUUCUGAAAAACGCUCAUCGUUUAAAGACUGCUACGAUCAGAUUACAUAGAACGUGCAUGGAUAAUGGUCAGAUCAUAAUGAAGGAUUUGACGUAUAUGUCCAAAGCUUCGGCCUCAUGUCAGCUUGUAAUCGAAUAA
Molecule: messenger RNA, 1879 nt
Organism: Raphanus sativus (radish)
Lineage: Eukaryota; Viridiplantae; Streptophyta; Magnoliopsida; Brassicales; Brassicaceae
Product: putative F-box/FBD/LRR-repeat protein At5g56810
Exons: 4
Coding region: 584-1879 (431 amino acids)
Molecular function (GO): protein binding
Source: RefSeq, a predicted model, not a curated record